AUGGGAAAGUUGGCAGCUACCAUAACCGAUAUAGCGCGUUAUAGACUAACAAGUCGACAGCUUACAGAUAAUGUGGGCGUACCAGGUACAGAAGCAACCCCGCACCAACGAACAGCUCAGCUGUCGCAGAUGCAGGCUGGUGCAGACACCGCCGAUGCAUUUACAGCUAAAACAGCUGCCACCCCUGCAAACCCUAAAACCCUUGCAAGCGGUGCCCAGACGACACUAGGCUUCAAUCCACAGCAACUUGCCGCCAUUGUGCUGGAGGAAAAGGAAAGAAAUUUGGCAAAGCUCGCGAAACAGAAAGCAGAGCAGGAAGAGAGUCAGGCUACUUUAGAGAAGCGAUACGAAGAAAUUGAGACUAAACGUAACCAACUAUCGACGCAAGCCAACCCGACAUUGGAGACGAGUGCAGAGCAGGAGAAGCUGAGACAGGAAGCGCAGCAGAUCAAUCAGGAGCUUUUGCAGAUAUGGAUAGAGCUGGCGGGCAUCGUCGCCAAUUUAGAGCGUUACAGAAUUGCAUUUCCUCAAUCCGGUGCAGUGGGCGCGAUACCGGCGACUGUAGAGUCAACUGCAGCGCUUCUGAAUGACGCGUUAACGCUUUCUGUGACAGCGGCUGAAGAUACCGCAGACCAAUCAAAUAGAAAUACCAGCACCAUACAAAGCACUGGGAAUAAAGACGUCGCAGUGGACGAUGAGCCUUGUAUGAACGAUGCGUUGCGAAGAAUUGACGUAGACGAAAAGAUGGAGGAACUAUCAAAAAUUAGCCAACGAGAGCGAUCUGCAUCUCAAGAAGCGGAGGAAACAGUGCAGGCCACGGUGAAUGGCUAUUCACAACAGACACAGAUUCCGCUCAACCAAACGCACCUACAAGCACUCACGCCGCAGCUUUCUGUGACAGCGGCUGAAGAUACCGCAGACCAAUCAAAUAGAACUACCAGCACCACACAAAGCACUGGGAAUACAGACGUCGCAAUGGACGAUGAGCCUUGUAUGAACGAUGCGUUGCGAGGACUUGACAUAUACGAAAAGAUGGAGGAACUAUCAAAAAUUAGCCAACGAGAGGCGUCUACGAUAGGAGCAGGACAUAGUGCCACCACAGUGGUGGCGGAUGGCGUCACGAGUCGAGAGAUCUCCCCAGUAACGGCCGUUGGCAAUAGUACUGAAGUGCCUGGCUCGACUACAGACUGUAGGACUUACAUCGAUGUAGAUGCCAUGGAAGACACCAUCGGCCCAGCAAUGGUAGAAUUCUGUGUACAGAGUGGUCAGUGUGUAUGAUAGGUACUCAACAGUCUCUCGCAUGCUUUUUGCAACCGGGUUUGUUCGAGAAACUACGCCCGAGAAGGUUUAAAUAGAAUGGAUCAAUAGUUCCUCAGCAUUCAGGCCACAAUUAAGUUCGGCUUAGCUGCGCAGACCCCAUAGCUUAGUUGGUAGCAUCAUAGCAUGGUAAAGUCCAAUACAAGCCGGCCUAGAUCCUUCUUCUGCGUUCAUUUGUCAGGAAAGGGCAGUUUCGUUCCGAAUCGUGGAGUAGUCUGUUAAAUCUGCUUUUUAAUCUUGUACAUCUACAGCUCCGCAGAAACAUACCCGAUGAAGGCGUCAUAGAUGUAGAUCGCCUCUACGAGGACUCUGUUGAAGCUUCGUUCAAUAGUAUGCAGAUUUAGAAAUUUUUGGCGGUUUGCCAUAUGGCACAGAGGUACAAAGCGAUAGCGCCGAACGAGAAGCACCAAAAUCAGCUUGGCUAAUAGUGAAUGAGGUUUAAACUUUGUGUUCAUAGUUGGCCUCGCUGCCUGUUUACGAUGGCCAUAUACAGACAUUGUUACCCUCUUUCUUUGACCCUUAAGAUUACUCAAGAGUCUACGAUCCAGCGGGAGUCCACAAAUUGAACAUCAAAUGAAAUUAGCUUCCUGAAGCCGUGCAAACUUUGAUGUCCAUAACAGCAUCGGAUAACUUUGUGCAAGUUCUUACAAUUUCUCGGGGUACUAUCACUCCUGACAGAGCCGAUAACAAAUAGUUUUAGCCGAAUUGCGAGCAAUCCUGUAUUAAAUGAAUAAAAGUAACAUCCGUACA
Sphaeroforma arctica JP610 is the source of this 2067-nucleotide messenger RNA. RefSeq lists its product as hypothetical. The transcript is spliced from 12 exons. The record is from RefSeq and is a predicted model, not a curated record. The coding region runs from base 1 to 1278 and encodes 425 amino acids. NCBI's taxonomy places the organism in Eukaryota, Ichthyosporea, Ichthyophonida.